AUGGACACCGAGCGUGAAAACCCUGGCGUAUCGCCGACAGCAGCGGUGGGAUCACAGCCCCAAAACUCUUCAGGGCCUCCAGAUGCUACAACUUUCAGUAUGGAACAAGUGAUGGGUCUCCUAACCUCCAUAACAAGAACUGCUGCAACAAGCGCUGCGAGAGCGACGUUAUCUACAGAGACUGCACCUUUACGGCGGCACCAUGACUUUUAUCUACCGCCGUUCAACCCUGAUGAGAGAUCGCAUGACAUCAGGGACUGGUGUGCUAAUGUGGACGAAACCAUUAGGAAGUUAAAUAUUUCGCCCCAUGAAGCUCGAAUGAAGGCCAUCUUACAAUUGAGAGGACGAGCAAAGACCUGGGCCGACACCUGGUCACUGCAUUCAACCACGUGGGAACAAGUGAAGGAAGAGCUAACUCAUACGUUUGGCAAUGAGUUCCGGUACGCGGAUGACGUGCAGAAAUGGCGCAGCUACACUUCAGACCAAGCGAGCAGCUACGCUGAAUAUGCUACAACGGCUUGGACUCUCUUCAGGAGGGUUCGACCAGAAGCUACCGACGCCGACGUAGUGGAUGCACUGAUCACAGAUACCGACCUUACUAACGAUACACAAAUUAAAGAAAUCUAUCGUAUUAUCAAUGAGUUCAAGGAUAAUUUCACAUCUGGAAAUCGCGUCUCACAAGUAACCACCGGGGAGCUAAAAAUUAGAUUAAAAAAUCCCGAUAAGAUCGUGCAACGCCGACCAUAUCGUUUGUCCCCUUUAGAACGUGAGAAGGUCAGAGAUAUUAUUAAAGACCUAAAAGAAAAUGGCAUAAUAAGAGAUAGCUCGUCUCCGUUCAGCAGCCCUAUAUUAUUAGUUAAGAAAAAGGACGGUACGGACCGACUUUGCGUUGAUUUCAGAGAGUUAAAUUCAAAUACCGUUAGAGACAAUUAUCCUUUACCCCUUAUAGCGGACCAAAUUGAUAGAUUAGGCAAAGCUCGAUAUUAUAGUUGUUUAGACAUGGCCUCUGGUUUCCACGGUAUUCCUAUAGCGGAAGACUCUAUCGAGAAAACUGCAUUUGUAACCCCGGAUGGACAGUUUGAAUAUCUUCGAAUGCCAUUCGGUCUAUGUAAUGCUCCGUCUGUAUACCAACGCGCCAUAAAUGCCGCCUUAGGUGAUUAUAGAGAUAAUAUUGCUUUAGUUUAUGUUGACGAUAUUCUGGUUGUAUCUGAAUCCGUGCAACAGGAACUAAGUAGGCCAUGGCACACAGCUUUACAAGAAUUACAAUUAGCUAUUAACUGCACAGUAUCAAAAAGUACAGGUAAAAGUCCCAUGGAAUUAUUAUUAGGAAAAAGAUGUUACCCACCUGCCAUUAAAAUAUUGCAAAUUGACGAUGACAUACUAACAGACAACUUAGAGGAAGUUAGAUCGAUUGCUAAAAAACGGAUGGACGAGCGGUCCCUUAGCGAUAAAACUCGUUUUGAUAAAGAAAAGAUUGCAAAUCACGAUGCCUUACGUCCCGCUCCCAUAGCUCAAUCAGACCCUUUCAAUGAUUCUGACAACUCAGACGAAUUGACCGUAUGGGCGGAGGAAUCAGUGGAGACCGAAGAAUAUGGUGAAAAUGUACUAUCAAGCGCAGAGUUAAGCGGUAUAACUGUACUAUGGAAGCUGUCAUUGGACGAAGACGAGCCUGUACAAUAA
Messenger RNA from Pararge aegeria (speckled wood butterfly), 1680 nucleotides. RefSeq lists its product as uncharacterized. Bases 1 to 1680 code for a protein of 559 amino acids. The record is from RefSeq and is a predicted model, not a curated record. NCBI's taxonomy places the organism in Eukaryota, Metazoa, Arthropoda, Insecta, Lepidoptera, Nymphalidae. The transcript is spliced from 5 exons.